ACAACUUUACUCUUCACAUCUCUACCACCACAAAUCAUGAAGACUUCUCUGGUCCUCCUUACCCUCAGUCUACUGGCUUGUUCAGUUUGGGAAGUCUGUGGACAAUGCCAAGAGGUUAACCUUGAUGACCAGGAAGUAGUGGAAGCACAGCCAGAAAAGCACAUGUUUAAGGGAACAUGCUGGGCGUGUAUGUGGGCACUGAACAAAGUGAAGAAACACAUCUCCUCUUCCUCUAGCGAGGUGCAGAUAAAGCAGAAGCUAUUGUCUGUUUGCGAUACAUUGGGCCUCCUUAAAUCUCUGUGCAAAGGCAUGGUAAAAAAGCACUUGUGGGUGUUGGUUGAGGAGCUUAGCACCAGCGAUGACGUGAGGACCAUCUGCAUUAACAUUAAGGCCUGCAAACCAAAAUACAUUUUGGAUCUGAGCUACUGAUCAAGCAGCCAGUAUCCAGAUUCCAAAUUGAGAAGAUGGAUGUUCAGGUGUCAAGACAAUGCUAUGCUGCCAGCCUCUUGCCUUUUCUCAAAUGAGUCACGACACAAGAAUGAUAUGUUAUUGGAAUGAUUAUAUGUUCUGAAAUAAUGUUUUUGGAACAUUAUUAUAAUAGUGUAUAGUCAUUCUUAAAUUGCAGCACAUUUUUUAUCAUGUAAUUUUUGUUCACUUUUUGCUAUUUUAGUAUAAAAUAGUCUAUUAUUCUCAGAAUUUUUUAUGUUUGUGUGACUUUUUUUGCCAGCAAAAAAUAAAUUAAUUUAAUAUAUAGUA
Molecule: messenger RNA, 756 nt
Organism: Salvelinus sp. IW2-2015
Lineage: Eukaryota; Metazoa; Chordata; Actinopteri; Salmoniformes; Salmonidae
Product: antimicrobial peptide NK-lysin-like
Biological process (GO): defense response to bacterium
Source: RefSeq, a predicted model, not a curated record